AGGGAGGGAAGGCCCAGGGUGUGAGCUGCCGCCUGCCGGGCUGGAGCGGUCGCUAUGGUAACCCCGGUUUGCAGGCCAGCGACCCGGGCCCUGACUCAACCACCUCAGCAGCUCCUGCCUCCCAUCACCGGGAACGGCGGGGCUUGGUGCCUUGCAACACAGUGAAUAGGAGAAGGGAGACACCAGGAAGUGCAGAUGCUGGAAUCUCGAGCAAAACACCAAGUGCUGGACAGUUGUUAUUGAUGCCUGGUGAGAGAUGUCAUAUUCCGACUGUCUUCAGUCCCUUCGGCAUCAAAACAAACAUCUAUUACAAAGGCUGCGAGAAGAGCGACAACAGUUUGGGGCCCCGAGCAGCACGCUUCAGCCCCCAGAGAGCCGUAAUGGAGUCAACUCAGCGGAGAUCGGAAAAGCUGCAGAUUCCCAAGAGAAUAGCUACAGGGCCAACAGACUAGAGGGAGAUGGCUGUUUAAGGAAGAAUCCCAGUUUGAAAUACAAAACUAGUUGUGAAUUGCUUGGACAACAGACGAAGAAUGAUGUCUUCCAACAGCCCACCGAGGUGGUAAUAUCUGAAUCCCUGCAGAAAAGAGAAGAAUCUCGAGCAGCACUUUGCACUCCCUCAAUGCACAGACCCACAAAGCAAGGUUGGGGCCUUGGCUCAGGAGAUGGAGCUGGCAUGGAGUUGGCAGACAGACUUCCCAUCGAUAAGGCCAAAGCUGUUUCCAGUGUAGAUAAAAACAGUUCCACGUCAGCAAUUAUGUCACCCGGAGAAAGUUUUGUUACAGCAGUACCACUGGGCCAGAAAUGGAACACGCAAAAGCUGGAUCCAAAAAGUAACCAUAUGACUGAAUAUUUUCAAAGCUCAACUCCUUUUACCAAACCUCCUAACCCAAUGUUAACUAAUCAACCAGAGCUCCCUAUCCCAACGUCAAGUACAACGGGAGCUGACUGCAAGCGAAGCAGUUCCCAACACUAUUCCCACUUCCUUCAGUCCCUCAAUGAGAACCCAAACCCAAGAUCCAAGCUAGAUUCACCGUUAUAUGUGGACCUGCUGUUGGAUGCGGGCAAUGAUCGACACGGCAAGCAUUUCAUCAGAAAUACUCAAAAACCAAAAUCCAUCCUCUUGGAACCACAUAACAAGAUGGUGAAGGCAGAUAUAGGUCAUGUGACAUUCCUGUCCCCAGAUGAGGAAUCCAGCUUCAGCACCAAGGUUCAGUCUGUGCAACCCCUCCUGGGCUACGAUUGGAUAGCAGGUCUGAUAGACGUGGACUCACGGCUGUCAGAAAAAUCUGAACAGUAUUUCUUGGAACUGCAGAAUUUCCGACGGGUGAACAAAGAAGAAUGCAUUCACCAAGAGUACAUGGAAGAUGGAGAGCAAAAUGAUAAGGUCACAGAUCAAGAGGAACUCGACUACAAAAGUCAAAGUCAUCAAUGCACACAUUCUUACCGUGUUAACAGUCGCCUGUUUGCAGUUCCAUUGGAACCAGCAGCAGCAUGUGCUGUUUGUAAAACUCCCAAGUCGAAGCGACCGCACACCAUGGAGGAGCCUGCUUAUAUCAGGGUCAGUAUCCCCAGAUCAACUCUGCUCCCUCCGCACACAUACAAGCCUCACCGUAGGAAGAGCUUCAAUCCUACUGAUAGUCUGUCACUACCUUCGCACUGUCUAUUGGGCUGGGAAAAUUCCAUGCCUUCUACAACUCCCGUAGCAAGUACCUUGGAUUUGCACAGUGCAUUGGAAGACAAAAAAACUUCUGUGCCAUUGAGUCCUAAUCGCUCCAAUAUGAGUGCUGCUGCAGUGUCUCGAGUGGCUGGAGGCACCAGAACAGAUGAGUUGCUGGACUUCUCACGUUCAACACGGUACCAAUUUCAGAAACUAGAGCAAAGCCUGAAAUUGAGAUAAAAAUCAGGUCUCAUUCACCUUCCUAGCCUUUGGGUGCACGCGCACACACACCCACAUAUCAAGAACAUUGUAUUCAUAGGUACGGUUUCCCUUCAUAAUACUGGGACGUAUCUUGCCUCUGAAUCUGAGCUUCUCACUCCAGGUGUGCAAGUUUCUUACCUGGUGUAAAACUACCUCAAGUGCAAUAUUUUCAAUAAGAUGGAAUGUCUGCUGAAGGGAACCCAAGUAAAUUGUUCUUAAUUUCUGAUUUAGCAGUCUUUCUUGGAGAGAAAACUACAGCUGAUAUGCACAAGUAACAGCAUUACUCUCUGCAUUUGAUGAGCGGGUUGUUUUGUACAUCCAUGUGUGUGGACAUUCAUUGUUAUGUGUCUACGUGCUAGGGGUGAGACUAUCUAUGCAUAUUCCAAUUAGUUGCCUUGGUUGCUUCUCCUGCAGUGAGUUUUCAUCUGCUGUUGGUAGAUGUUAUUUCUUUCUGGGUUGACAAUACCUGUCAUCUGUAAAAGAUGUGUAGCAAACUGCAGAGGAGAUUCGUGCAGAGUUUUUACUUUUAUAUUUUUGUGCUUUUAAUAUGGUUUUAUUGUUUGUUUUUAUUCAUUGAAAAAAUGAUCUAAUUAUUAAAAAUCAAUAAUGAGUUGGUGUGAAUGGUAUUUCUACAAGUGCAGUGUGGCAAUGUUCUUGAGCUAAAGGGAAUAUAUCAUAAUGAUAAACCAUAAGAUCACUAAUAAUUUAUUAAUUAGUAGAGCCGCUCAUUACAUUUCUGAUUGAUAUUGUUGAAAUGGCUUCACCUGGGUAGAUGUGCAGCUUUUGAUUGCCCUUGUGUGUCUUCAGCCUGAUCUUACUGUAUUUAUAUGAUAUUAUAAACACUGAUUAUUGCUUA
Molecule: messenger RNA, 2774 nt
Organism: Amblyraja radiata (thorny skate)
Lineage: Eukaryota; Metazoa; Chordata; Chondrichthyes; Rajiformes; Rajidae
Gene: miip
Product: migration and invasion inhibitory protein
Exons: 10
Coding region: 257-1897 (546 amino acids)
Biological process (GO): negative regulation of cell migration; negative regulation of G2/M transition of mitotic cell cycle
Source: RefSeq, a predicted model, not a curated record